GGGACAUGUGCCAGGGCUGGCGAAGGUCGCAGCUCGUGAGUGACUGUCUCUAUGGAAUCAAGUUUGAAAUGAAGACGGAGAGACUGGAGAAAGUGAUCUGGAACCAUUCGGAAGACUUACAAGUUGGAGAGAAUGAAGAAAGUUGUCUGACUGAGGGUAAUAGCAAACUGAGAACCCGGAGAGGGGAGUUUGCGGAGGUGAAGAAAUUACAGAUGAAUCUCAGAAGAGAGAAGCGGAAGCUUGAAGGGAACCUGAAGAUGACCAUCGACAGUUCAAAUGAAGUGCAAAACCUGAAAGUUGAUCUGGAAGAAGUCAUGAGGAAGAAAAAGCUGGAGAGAAGUGCAGUGAAUACUGAACAGGAGGCUGAAGAGACUGCGGGAGCAGUGCAGGCCACGUGUUUCCGUUUGGAGAAGAUCAAACAGCAGCUACCGAUCACAGGAAUGAGGAAGAAUACAGAUUCGAUGGAUGAUGUGCUGGAUGUGUGGUACAUGCUGCCUUUUGCUGACUUUCCCUCGAUUGAGGAAGAGACCUUUGGCCCUUCUCCCAUUGAGUCAGGUGUAGCGGGGAGGGUUAGCUGUGUGCAGUGUGGGGCAUGAGUGAGAGGAAGAAAAAGCUGGAGAGAAGUGCAGUGAAUACUGAACAGGAGGCUGAAGAGACUGCGGGAGCAGUGCAGGCCACGUGUUUCCGUUUGGAGAAGAUCAAAC
Molecule: messenger RNA, 704 nt
Organism: Hypanus sabinus (Atlantic stingray)
Lineage: Eukaryota; Metazoa; Chordata; Chondrichthyes; Myliobatiformes; Dasyatidae
Exons: 2
Coding region: 6-596 (196 amino acids)
Source: RefSeq, a predicted model, not a curated record